Molecule: messenger RNA, 1453 nt
Organism: Carassius gibelio (silver crucian carp)
Lineage: Eukaryota; Metazoa; Chordata; Actinopteri; Cypriniformes; Cyprinidae
Product: 5-hydroxytryptamine receptor 1F-like
Exons: 1
Coding region: 14-1132 (372 amino acids)
Biological process (GO): chemical synaptic transmission; G protein-coupled receptor signaling pathway, coupled to cyclic nucleotide second messenger
Cellular component (GO): dendrite; plasma membrane
Molecular function (GO): G protein-coupled serotonin receptor activity; neurotransmitter receptor activity
Source: RefSeq, a predicted model, not a curated record
GCCACAACCCACCAUGGACCCCAUUAACUGCUCAUCAGUGGAUCUCUCUGAUGUUCUGGCCAGCAAGAUGAGUCCCAGUAAGAUCCUCCUCUCCCUGACCCUCUCCUUCCUGGCUGUGGCAACCACCGCCAUCAACUCCCUGGUCAUCACUGCCAUCCUGAUCACCCGCAAACUCCACCAACCAGCCAACUACCUCAUCUGUUCGCUGGCUGUGACGGACCUUCUAGUAGCUGUUCUGGUGAUGCCCGUCAGUAUUGUGUACAUAGCAGAAGAGACGUGGGUUCUCGGUCCAAUCGUGUGUCACCUUUGGUUGGGUGUCGACGUUACAUGCUGCACUUGCUCAAUUUUACACCUAGCCGCCAUUGCGCUUGAUCGAUACCAUGCCAUUACAGAUGCCGUGGCCUAUUCCCAGAAACGCACAUAUAAAAGAGCAAUCAUAACCAUUUUGGCCCUUUGGACACUGUCUGUGCUGGUGUCUCUACCACCUUUAGUGUGGAGGAAAUUCCCUGUGGAACACAAAGAUGGGGAAAAGGAAGUCAUGGACUGCUUGAUUGAGCAUGACCAUGUGGCUUUCACUGUCUACUCCACUUUUGGAGCAUUCUAUAUUCCACUGGCCCUCAUUUUGGUUCUUUACUACAAGAUCUACAAGGCGGCGGAGAUGCUGCGUAACCGUCGAGGGAGCAGCCGUUUAGUCAAACAGACAGUGAACAGCGUCAUGAUUUCUGGAAUGAGCUCCGAUAAAGACAUCGCCCUCAGUCCUGACUCAUUCUGUCCAGUCGAGAAGUCAUUUUCCGAUCCGUCGACAGAUGGGGAAAGGGUGCGUUUUACUUCUUCUUCUUCAGGUAAUCUCAUCAAGGUCCGCAGGAACCCUGGGGCCAGGGAGAGACGGGCGGCUUUGACACUAGGACUAAUCUUGGGAGCCUUUGUGGUUUGUUGGUUGCCGUUCUUCCUGAAGGAGGUGAUUGUGAAUAUUUGCCCGAACUGCAGCACUUCCGCUGUACUCGCAGAUUUCCUCACCUGGCUCGGGUACCUCAAUUCCCUCAUAAAUCCUUUAAUAUACACCAUCUUUAAUGAGGACUUUAAGAAAGCAUUUAAAAGACUCCUGCCCCUCUGCUGCAGCAAUAUCCUGUGAAACUGACUGGGAGGGAAAGAGAAAUAUGUGGUUUUAAGGGACAUAACUUGCAAAUAACAAUGACAAUCCUGUCAUACUCUAAAUCACUAGACUUCUGCAAGAAAGAUCCUCCUCUCCCUGACCCUCUCCUUCCUGGCUGUGGCAACCACCGCAAUCAACUCCCUGGUCAUCACUGCCAUCCUGAUCACCCGCAAACUCUACCAACCAGCCAACUACCUCAUCUGUUCGCUGGCUGUGACAGACCUUCUAGUAGCUGUUCUGGUGAUGCCCGUCAGUAUUGUGUACAUAGCAGAAGAGACGUGGGUUCUCAGUCCGAUUGUG